Messenger RNA from Selaginella moellendorffii, 1565 nucleotides. RefSeq names its product protease Do-like 1, chloroplastic. The transcript is spliced from 8 exons. Gene Ontology annotation, biological process: proteolysis. The record is from RefSeq and is a predicted model, not a curated record. Gene Ontology annotation, molecular function: serine-type endopeptidase activity; protein binding. Bases 31 to 1365 code for a protein of 444 amino acids. Lineage: Eukaryota; Viridiplantae; Streptophyta; Lycopodiopsida; Selaginellales; Selaginellaceae.
CCUCUCGCCAGUGAUCACUACUAGUCCGCGAUGGCGGCCAGUGCGCUGGGGGGUUUGAUGCCGGCGCCGCCGCUGGCGCCAGUGCCGUGGGCAUCUCCAACAAGGAUUCUUCUGGUCAGACCAGGCGCUGCCGCCUCCUCCAGGCUGAGGUUUAGGGUUUUGGCCACGAGCACCAGGAAUGCGAGCAGUUCCUCCGGGCUGGAGCGCUUCCUCAAUGCGGUCACGAGCAAAGGAUCGGUCCUGUGGCGAUCGCUGGGAGGAGCAAUUGGUGGCGACAACCACGACAAGGCCAAGUCGGGGCUGGCCAUCUGCAUUGCCUCGCUUGUGAUUGCGCUGUCGGCGGUGGCGCCGCCGCUGGAUGCCCACGCGUUUGUGACCGCUCCGCCCAGGAAGCUCCAGAGCGACGAGCUGGCCACGGUCCAGCUCUUCAAGCUCAACACUCCCUCCGUGGUCUACAUCACCAAUCUCGCCGCCAGGCGCGAUGCGUUCACGCUGGACGUGCUCGAAGUUCCACAAGGCUCGGGCUCCGGAUUCGUGUGGGACAAGGAGGGCCACGUCGUGACCAACUUUCACGUCAUCCGGGGGGCCUCGGAUCUCCGAGUCACUCUGGCCGACCAGAGCGUGUACGAGGCCGACGUCGUGGGAUUCGACGAAGACAAGGACGUAGCAGUGUUACAUAUCGAUGCUCCGCGGGACAGGCUGAAGCCGAUACCCGUGGGGACGUCGUCCGAUCUCCUGGUUGGCCAGAAGGUGUACGCCAUCGGCAACCCUUUCGGCUUGGAUCAUACGCUCACCACCGGAGUCAUCAGUGGCCUGAGGCGUGAGAUCAGCUCCGCUGCGACGGGACGUCCGAUACAAGAUGUCAUCCAGACAGAUGCGGCGAUCAAUCCCGGUAACAGUGGAGGCCCGUUGCUCGACAGCUCGGGAGACUUGAUUGGGAUCAACACGGCUAUCUAUUCCCCGUCGGGCGCUUCGUCGGGAGUGGGAUUCUCGAUACCGGUUGAUACGGUGAGCGGCAUUGUGGAGCAACUCAUCAAGUAUGGACGAGUGACAAGACCCGUGCUUGGCAUCACUUUUGCACCCGAGCAAUCUGUGGAGCAACUUGGCGUCAGCGGAGUGCUUGUGCUGGAUGCCCCUCCCGGAGGACCUGCUGGCAAAGCGGGGCUGAGGCCGACGAAACGAGACGGCUAUGGUCGGCUUGUUCUUGGAGACAUUAUCACCUCGAUAAACAACCAAAAGAUCUCCAAUGGAAGCGAUCUGUACAGAGUUUUAGAUCGAUGCAAGGUUGGCGACAAGAUAACCGUGGAAGUUUUGAGAGGAGAAGAGACGGUGAAAAUCCCCAUUACUUUGGAGCCUCGCGCGUGAAAUAUUUGUAGUAUAAUUGUGUAUGACUGUUGUGACAAGGCGUAAACCUGGUUUGUGGCAGCUCUUACAGGGAGGAUCAUGCAUGGGAAAACUCUGCAGAGGAGAGAUACUGUCCAUGGUGAGUCUAGGAUGUAAGCACACUAAUUUCUAUUUGGGAAGCAAGUUUAAGCAAUUAAUAAGUGAUGAUUAUGGUGAAGAAA